CUCUAGGUCGUGUCGGUCGUGCGGAGUCUGUCUGUGUUUUCUCGUCGUGCGCGACAGUGCUGCCAUUGAGCGGUGACUAGCGGUGAUAGCGCGGACUUGAACUGACUUGGACUAGCGUCUUUUCCCAGGAUUAAAGUGAAUUGCAAGGUGCGCGUGAAAAGUUUCCUGCAUUUCGAUGCAGGCUCUCGUGCUUCGAGUGAUGCUGGAGUGCUAUAGUGAUUGAAGAUUGAUGUUAAUAUUUGGAUACGGUGUAUUUCGUGAAAGAAUGUGAUUUGAUUGUUUUGGUUAUCACCUGUGCUGCAAGAAAAAAUAAACACGUGACGUUCGUUUAACGUGAAUUUUGGAUUCAAGCAAACCCAUACCGCAAAGGCGAAAAACCAUUCACAGUGCUAGUGUAGUGGCAAACCCCUCGUGAGUAAACACAACCCCACGCGUGUUACCGGUUGAGAAGACGUCGACAACGACGACGGCGACGACUCCCCCGGAAGCAGCCCAAGAGGAGCGCACGUUGGCAUUGGCGUUCGUUACGCAGAAACCCCGGAGGAACACCCGCUUCAAAAUUUUAACGGAAAACACAAAGGCGCCCCCUAGGGCUGUCGCGUUGGCGUCCUAUCUGGGGGACGGAUUCUCGGCAGUGGGCACCCGGGCCCCACCGGCGAAAGACCUGAUGGCGUUCGGUUCGGUGCUGCAGCACAACCAGCACAACAUAGGUCGGGGCGAGCCGCCGUCCGGGGUUGUGGACCCGUGUGCCGGAUGUAACAAGCCAAUCCUAGACAAAUUCCUGCUGAACGUGCUGGAACGGGGCUGGCAUGCGUCGUGCGUGCGGUGCUGCGAGUGUCACCAGCCCCUGUCUGACAAGUGCUUCAGCCGGGAGUCGAAGCUCUACUGCAGGAAUGACUUCUUUCGACGAUACGGUACAAAGUGUAGUGGUUGUGGCCAGGGGAUCGCGCCCUCGGAUCUAGUGCGAAAACCGCGUGAUAAAGUGUUUCAUUUGAAUUGUUUUACGUGUUGUAUUUGUAGAAAACAGUUGAGCACAGGUGAACAGCUGUACGUUUUAGAUGACAAUAAAUUUAUCUGUAAGGACGACUAUCUGCUCGGCAAGGGACCACAUCCAUCAACGAUGACAGAUUCAUUGAUGGGUUCGGCGUCGGAAGAUGAAGAUGAUGAUGAACACAUACGGUCAGGGUUAGGUAUAGGACCGCUUGGGCCGAAUGAAGGACCCCUCGGAGCUUCGGACCUGUCGGUGCAAAGUAUGAGUACGGAUAGUAAAACGGGCCACGACGAUAGUGACCAGGGUUCCCUGGACGGUGACCCGGACUGCCGGGGGGAUUCGCAGGCCGAAAACAAAAGUCCCGACGAUGGUGGCGGUUCGAAGCGAAGGGGUCCCCGGACAACGAUAAAGGCCAAACAGUUAGAAGUGUUGAAGACUGCAUUUAGCCAAACGCCGAAACCUACACGGCACAUUAGGGAACAGUUAGCGAAAGAAACGGGUCUGCCGAUGCGGGUAAUACAGGUUUGGUUUCAAAACAAGCGCUCGAAAGAACGGAGGCUCAAACAACUGACCAGCAUGGGCCGAGGGCCGUUCUUCGGGGGAGCACGAAAAAUGCGCGGAUUCCCGAUGAAUCUGUCGCCCGGUGGAUUGGACGAGCCUGGCUUUCCCUACUUUGCUGCCGACGGCAAGUUCGACUUUGGCUACGGCGGACCGCCGUUCCAUCCCCACGAUGCGCCCUUUUUCCCCGGUCACCCUGGCGCUGGACCAAUGCCUUUUAACGCUCCGGGAGGACCCAUGGACCACUCCGGACCGAUCCCCAUGGUGAGCGACUUCGGUGGCAUGACCCCGGAGACAAACUUCCUCGGCCAGCCAAACGGUCCCCCGGGUAAUGCGGCCGGCCUCGGUGGCCCGCCUGAGAAUAUGAUCGGUGGACCAAGGCCCGGCAGCCCCGAGUUCAUGACCUCCGGCAACUUCUCCGAACCUCAGAACAUGCAAAACGAGGGACUGGUUUGGUAAAAAUUACUGAACUUUUUUAGCAUUGUUAAGUGAUAGUUAAUUCCUAAGUAAUUUAUUUGUUUUUGUUAACUAUUUCCUAAACGGGUCGCGCACGGCCAGCAGAAUAAAGAGAUAGAUUUAUUACGUUUGA
This is a messenger RNA of Culex quinquefasciatus (southern house mosquito), 2138 nucleotides long. RefSeq names its product LIM/homeobox protein Lhx5 (gene Lim1). The record is from RefSeq and is a predicted model, not a curated record. The coding region runs from base 668 to 2008 and encodes 446 amino acids. Gene Ontology annotation, biological process: neuron differentiation; regulation of transcription by RNA polymerase II. The transcript is spliced from 6 exons. Gene Ontology annotation, cellular component: nucleus. Gene Ontology annotation, molecular function: DNA-binding transcription factor activity, RNA polymerase II-specific; RNA polymerase II transcription regulatory region sequence-specific DNA binding. Lineage: Eukaryota; Metazoa; Arthropoda; Insecta; Diptera; Culicidae.